Staurois parvus is the source of this 162-nucleotide messenger RNA. The record is from the annotation of a GenBank genome assembly. Lineage: Eukaryota; Metazoa; Chordata; Amphibia; Anura; Ranidae.
AUGAAUGGUAUCUGGGGAACGGAGCAGAGGCAAAGCUACUUCCCCUUCAAGGAGGGGUCCAACACCACGGUAAGUCUACACUGGGGGGGGGGUGGGAAAAAUGUUGGAUGGGGCAGAGAGGCAUCCCUGUUCAUAUUGGACAAACAAGGGGUGAUUUACUAA